Molecule: messenger RNA, 1314 nt
Organism: Ziziphus jujuba (common jujube)
Lineage: Eukaryota; Viridiplantae; Streptophyta; Magnoliopsida; Rosales; Rhamnaceae
Product: phenylacetaldehyde reductase-like
Exons: 6
Coding region: 68-1045 (325 amino acids)
Molecular function (GO): oxidoreductase activity, acting on the CH-OH group of donors, NAD or NADP as acceptor
Source: RefSeq, a predicted model, not a curated record
UAUAUCAACAUCUAGAGAAUAUAUUUUGGACACAUUGAUAAAAGGUCCGGAGCAGAGAGAGAGAAUCAUGAGUGAAGGUGAGCAAAAGGUAGUGUGUGUAACAGGAGCUUCCGGUUACAUAGCUUCGUGGGUGGUGAAGCUCUUGUUGCAACGUGGAUACACUGUCAAAGCUUCUGUUCGAAACCCAAAUGAUCCCAAGAAGACAGAACACUUGCUUUCGCUUGAUGGAGCUAAGGAAAGACUACAUUUGUUUGAAGCUAAUUUAUUGGACGAAGGAGCUUUUGAUGCUUUAGUUGAUGGCUGUGAAGGCAUUUUCCAUAUGGCAUCCCCUGUAUUCUUUUCGGUCAACGAUCCACAGGCAGAACUGAUUGACCCUGCAGUGAAGGGAACACUAAAUGUUCUCAAAUCAUGUGCAAAAGUCCCAUCUGUAAAGAGCGUGGUUGUAACAUCUUCCAUGGCUUCAGUUUUAUUCAAUGGAAAGCCCUUGAAUCCUGAUGUGGUGGUUGAUGAGACAUGGUUUUCAGAUCUUGAGUUUUGUGUGAAGCAGAGGCUUUGGUAUAUGGUUUCAAAAACUUUAGCUGAAGAGGCUGCUUGGAAAUUUGCAAAGGAAAAUAGGAUUGACUUAGUCACACUAAAUCCAGGGCUUGUGAUUGGUCCUCUCUUGCAGCCAACUAUUAACUUCUCUGUUGAGCCUAUUCUGAAGCUUAUAACUGGAGCUCAAACCUUCCCCGAUGUAGUUCAUAGAUUUGUUGAUGUAAGAGAUGUUGCUUAUGCACAUAUUCAAGCAUUUGAAGUUCCUUCUGCCAAUGGAAGAUAUUGUUUGGUUGGACGUGUUGCACACUUUAUUGAGGCCGUGAAGAUUUUAAAAGAACUCUACCCUUCCUUGAACCUUCCUGAGAAGUGUGAAGACGACAAGCCCCUCUUGCCAAUCUACCAAGUGUCCAAGGAGAAAGCAAAAAGUUUGGGUGUAAAUUUCAUUCCUUUGGAAGUGAGUCUUAAGGACACUGUUGAGAGCUUAAAGGAGAAGGGUUUCGUUAAUGUUUAGAUUGGUGUCUUUGAGCAAGAUAUGAUGGAUAACAAUACCAAAACAGAACAUAUCUUGUUUGUCAUCUCAUGCUUUUGUAAUUACUUAACAAUAUGAAAUAAUGAUUACUAUAUAAAUAAAUUAAGCAUCAAAUCUCCUACAUAUCAUACAAACAAUAUUUUUGUUUGCAAGGCAAUGCUAGGCUUAUGUGCUACUUAUGAAUGUUACUUUUAGAAACGUGUUUCAUAAGGAUGUAGGUCAUAAUGAUAUAUCUGACUUUUUUAUUUUUA